UCCCUCACACACACACACACGCACGAACGUGCAUGUAGACGGAGCAGACGAAAUAGUUUAAUCUUAAAAUGUGACGUUUUUUAUGACGUCUUUUUUGUUGUUUAUAUUCUUGCCUGUCGUCACUUCCGAUUCUUUCUUUCGCCAGAAGCCAUCUUGUCAUCGCUGGUUCCUCCUCCCGGGCUGAAAGCGGCACCGCUCGCAGACUUUACUUGUUCUGAGCCAGGCUCAUAGGAGGAGUCCUCAACCGCCCUUAUCCUGACACGCGGUGACCUGAAUUAUGCUUUCUUUGUGUGCCUCCAUCAUCAUUGUCAGUCUUCCUUCAGUCGCAGCACUCAUACUCUUUGGCUUGAACUAGGUGUUACUAUGGCCAGGCAAGAGUGAUUUAUUUCCUGAAAUUUUUAUUUUGAGCAUUUACUGCAUUUAUGAUUGCAUUAUCAAGGAUACUCUCUACUGCUUGCUACAAAUGUAUGUGAAGUGCAGUAAGUAAAUAAGCGUCUCCCGUUCAGCAGAAUUAAAGUCUAUUCUUGCACGCCCAUUCUUCGUCCCGUAUCUAUCCACCUGGACAGCCAUAUCUAUCCACCUCGACAGCCAUAUCUAUCCACCUGGACAGCCAUAUCUAUCCAUCUGGACAGCCAUAUCUAUCCAUCUGAAGUCGUUCCUGUUGCCGUGCUAAAUGACAGCGAAGGAUAGAGAGUUCUUCAAUCCUUUUAAACGUUUCUUGCUCAGCAGACUUUAGUUUGGUUCCCUGACUUACAUCCCGGACGUCGCAAGCCUGAAGCAUCUGCCGCGUGAUGGCGCUCCAGCGGUAUCCCGCGUACUCUGCCGGCUUCAAUGCACGCGGCAAGAGUCCGGGGAUGAACACCAUUCAUCGGGAGGUCAUCGACAUUCAUCAGAAUGAGCUUGUCGAGACUAUGGAGACGCGCACCGUUGUGCGGGAGCUGCUGACGCAGGGCAUGCUGGGAGAUUUUCACUGUCAGCAGCUGGAGUACGUGUACCCAGAAGGACGAAUAGUGGCUAAUCGUCUUCUUCUGGCCUUUGUCCGCAAGCAGGGCUCGGCAGGGUACCACGCUCUCCUCAGAGCACUGGCCGUCUGUGACGCGACGGGUGUCGUCGCUAAAAUGAUCCACACAGAGAAGGAAGUGUGCAAGGUUCUGGGCACUGAUUACAAUUCCCAGACGUGGUGUUGCAGAGAUGGCCCAGCCUCAGUAGCGCCCUGCGACACCAUGUGUCGUGCAGGCAGCAGUGCCCAGUGCACUCAAUGCCUCAGUGAGCUCGAGACAAAAGUCAACGUGCUAAUGCACCUGCUCCGCAACCCCAUGUUUAAUCCUGGCUCCCAGACCGAUUCUGACCAGCAGUUAGCAGCCCUUGAGAGGGAGGUGGACGAGCUGGAAAUGACACUGGAAAAGCUGAGGCCGCCGACGACAAGUGGCGGCCAGGACACAGACGCCAACAAGGGUAAAGCUGGCGUCUCUGACACCGAAGAACCGGCCAAAGAGAAAGCUGUAGUUGCUGUAGACAAAGAGAAGGCUGUAGUUGCUGGAGACAAAGAGAAGGCUGUAGUUGCUGGAGACCUCGAUCAGAGGAUGACCCGUGUGGAGAAGCUUCUGGGCCUGGGGCCGGGCGUCUCGGACUUCGCAGGCCAGAGUUCUCCUAGUUCUGACAGAGAGCAACGGCUGAAUAAGCUGGAGGAGAAGGUCGCCAGGAUGAAGGUGCUCGCGAAGUCGCUGGUGAAAAACCCCCCAUCGUCCAGCGCCAAUGAGUCAAAGAGUGCGGAUAAAGAUUGUGAGGAAAAACCUGCUCAAUAUGGCCUCUAGCUAAGACAACAAGAAAGGUUAAUAAUACCGUUUUCAGAAGAAAGAAUCGGCACCAUACUCUCGCCGGUGCUAGCAGAUGAGAGGUGGAAAGAAAGACCUACUAAAGUCGUGGUCAUUUCCUUCUACGAGAUGGCUCGUGGUUCAUGCUUCCGGCCAUGCGCAGUAAGGCAGCGUCGGCACAAAAGGGAGUGUACUCUGGUAGUCGAUUAUCGUUCCUGUGAAAAAAAAAAAUGUUUUCAAUACGGGGUUUGAGAUGGCUAAACAAUUUUAAUAAUGCCCCAUGCAGACUAUCAGGUCUUGCGCCACUCGACACCUUUGAAUGUUACCGAGGCGACGCCAAUUAUGAAAACUUCUUUUUCCCUCAGUAGACGUUAGUUUGAAGACACUAAACAGGUGCAAAUCAAAGAAAUAAAUGAAAGGAAAACGAAA
Molecule: messenger RNA, 2243 nt
Organism: Pomacea canaliculata
Lineage: Eukaryota; Metazoa; Mollusca; Gastropoda; Architaenioglossa; Ampullariidae
Exons: 3
Coding region: 792-1814 (340 amino acids)
Source: RefSeq, a predicted model, not a curated record